AUGGAAGACAUAGAUAUUCCUCAGUAUUUUCUCUGUCCCAUUUCUCUUCAGAUCAUGAAAGAUCCAGUGACAACAAUAACUGGGAUCACAUACGAUAGAGAAAGCAUUGAACAUUGGCUGCAGACAGCUGAAGAUGCAGCCUGUCCUGUUACAAAGCAGCCUCUUCCAAGGGACUCUGACUUGACACCAAAUCACAUGCUCCGCCGGCUGAUCCAGGCUUGGUGCACUACCAACGCUAAGUAUGGAAUUGAUCAAAUUCCUACCCCGAAAUCGCCUCUGAAGAAAUCUUAUAUUUUCAAGCUCAUUCGGGACCUGAAAAUCGCUCAGUUUAGUCAAAAUGCUUUGAAGAAACUGGACGAACUUGCCAAUGAGGAUAUUGAGUGGAAUAGAAAAUGCAUGGUGGAAGCCGGCGUGACGAAAGUGAUGGUUUUGUUGAUCAUUAGAUGCUUCAAAGAAGGUAAGACUAAAGGCCUUGAGGAAGCUUUGAGCAUACUGUAUCGUAUAUGGAGUCCUACAGCGGAAAAUAAGCAAUUGGUUGCAGAAAAUAAUGAUCUUUUCGAAUCUCUAACAUGGGUUUUAAGGAUUGAUAUUGACAAUCAUGUCGUGGUAAAAACUCAUGCUGUUAAGAUCCUGAAGAUGACCACAGAAGUUGCGAGUUCAAGCCUAAUCGGGAAGCUAAAGCUCGAUUUCUUCAUGGUUAUGACUAGUAUUUUACGUGGUAAACUUUCUCCACAAGCAAUUAAGGCUGCAUUGCAUGUCUUGAUUCAAUCAUGUCCUUGGGGGACAAACAGGAUGAAGAUCAUAGAAGCCGGGGCUGUUUUUGAUGUGAUCGAGCUCGAAUUAAGCAACCCUGAGAAGAAAACUACUGAGCUUAUAUUCCGUCUUUUGGCUCAGUUGUGUUCAUGUGCUGAUGGAAGAGCUGAGCUUCUGAAGCACAGUGCUGGAAUUGCAAUGCUGUCCAAAAGAACCCUCAGGAUUUCUGCUGCGACCGAUGAUCGAUCGAUGCAUAUAUUUGCUCAGAUCACGAAAUUUUCAGCCACAAAUGAAGUUCUGAUUGAGAUGCUGAGAGUUGGAGCUGUGUCAAAGCUCUGCAUGAUUCUUCAAGCGCAUUGUGAAGCACAUUUGAAGAGGAUAGCACAAGGGAUCCUCAGGUUGCAUUCCAAUGUUUGGAAUAAUUCUCCUUGUAUACAAGUUUAUCUCUUAACAAGAAAUGCUAGGUAGCUAAAAAAAAAAGAGUAAUUUAUAUGAUAUCAUAUGUAUAAGCAAUUGUGCAGAUACAAGAAUGGCUGGCUAAAAAAGUAGGUCAGAUCCAAAUAGUCAGUACGUAC
Molecule: messenger RNA, 1328 nt
Organism: Coffea eugenioides
Lineage: Eukaryota; Viridiplantae; Streptophyta; Magnoliopsida; Gentianales; Rubiaceae
Product: E3 ubiquitin-protein ligase PUB24-like
Exons: 1
Coding region: 1-1221 (406 amino acids)
Biological process (GO): protein ubiquitination
Molecular function (GO): ubiquitin protein ligase activity
Source: RefSeq, a predicted model, not a curated record